AUGACGAAGUUCAACGAUCUAAAUGCAAUCAUAAGCAAAGAGAAAAUUGUGACCCGAAGAUUUGUGUUUGAUAAAUCAAAGUUAGAAACCCUCAAGAAAUCUGCAUGCUCUGCUACUGAAUCAACGGUGAAGGAUCCGACUCGGGUUGAAGCCGUCUCAACUUUCAUCUGGAGCCAUUUCAUGGAGGUUGUCAAUGCCAAAGCUAAAAUGGAUUCAAAAAAGCUAUUUGCUGCAGUUCAUGUAGUGAACUUGAGGCCCAAAAUGAAUCCACCCCUUUCUGAUCAUGCCUUUGGAAAUCUAUGGAGAUUUUCUCUUGCAGUAUCAAAGCCUGAGGAAAACAAAGAUUAUCAUGAUCUGGUUUUUCAAGCUUAG
Ilex paraguariensis (yerba mate) is the source of this 372-nucleotide messenger RNA. The record is from the annotation of a GenBank genome assembly. Lineage: Eukaryota; Viridiplantae; Streptophyta; Magnoliopsida; Aquifoliales; Aquifoliaceae.